GCUUUACACAAUCGAUUGUUUACGUUUCAUAUACUCACAGUGGUGGUCUGGUGACUCUUUUGUCGUUGAAGAAGCACUGAGCGAGCUCUUUCAACGGUGGUUUGGUUCGGAACACUGACUUCUCCCCACACAUUGGAAGGAAUACCACACGUUACAAUUGGGUCCUUAGGAUGGUAAUGUCUACAGGAUUAGAAGAUAAGAGCACGAGCUCUAAGAAUGAUUUGGUGAUGUCUGUUCAAACAACACCGAUGCUGUCACCCCCGGUGUCUCCAGAGCGCUCUGAGAGUCCGCCCAUCACCAAGGAUCGUGCCGCUGGGGGAUGGAUGGUCAUUAAGUCUUCAGCGGUUGUCGAUGGGAACCGCCGUGGCACCAAGCGGAGCAUCAACACAUUUCUAAGCCUUUACGAGGUCCGUGGAGUGAAGAAGAGAAAUGCAUAUGAGGACCAGAAGAAGCCGACCAAGAGAGAGUCUCCAAAGACUGGAUGUUCAACCCCACAGAUUCGAGAAAAACCUUCACAGGGAGGUAGAAUUGGGUCUGAAAGGGAUACAUCCUGCGGUUCCGAGGACAUUUCCAUACGUCGUUACUCUACAAGAUCCAGACUGGCAUCGUGUGAAGUUUCCAGAAACAGCUCUAGCUCGCCUAUCAAGUUCGAUGUCAAGCCAGAACCAGAGACAUCUGGUUCAAAACACUGCUCUAAAGCUGGGUUUUUGCGAGAAUGCACGGUUCAAAUCAUUCAUGAUUCACCAAUUGGAUCGAUUCCAAACUUCGAGCCUUCUUUCACGGGUAUACCAAAGAGAACAAUCGAAAGGGCCGUUAAAAAAGCUGGGUGUGUCGUCAACGUAUCGAGUUCAAAAGACUUUGGAGGCACCGACCUUCUACACGGGUUUGACUCUAGAGAGAUUCUUAUUAUGAAAGCGUUCAAGUUGACACCACUACAAUACGCAGAUACAAAGAGACGGUUCUUUGCGGAAAAGGCCAGGAGGACCAUGCUCUCAGUAUCCUUUAAGAAGACCGAUGCUCAGAAGGCGUGCAGAAUUGAUGUUAACAAAGCAUCAAAGCUAUAUGAAGUUUUCGGAUCACUUGGUCUCUUGGAUGAUGAAUUAUUCACUCUCUGAAUCUAUAUGUGAAUGAACCAUGUUUUGUCUGUCACUGGCUCAACGCCCGCUGUUAUUGCUUUUGAAUAAGAGUUGGUUUCUCACCGUAAUCAAUCCAUAUGGUUCCUAUGGAAGUUUUUAGCUUGAUUCCACUGCUACCUGAGUUGAGUCACUUUGCUUUUGUUACUUUGAAAGUGUCCACAGUUGGCUUGUCAUAUCAUACUCGUUAA
Williopsis jadinii is the source of this 1324-nucleotide messenger RNA. Its product is annotated as SWIRM domain-containing protein. The record is from RefSeq and is a predicted model, not a curated record. Lineage: Eukaryota; Fungi; Ascomycota; Saccharomycetes; Phaffomycetales; Wickerhamomycetaceae. Bases 171 to 1115 code for a protein of 314 amino acids. Gene Ontology annotation, molecular function: protein binding. The transcript has a single exon.